This is a messenger RNA of Dioscorea cayenensis subsp. rotundata (Guinea yam), 2877 nucleotides long. Its product is annotated as phospholipase D alpha 1. The coding region runs from base 185 to 2623 and encodes 812 amino acids. Gene Ontology annotation, cellular component: plasma membrane. Gene Ontology annotation, biological process: phospholipid catabolic process; phosphatidylcholine metabolic process. The transcript is spliced from 4 exons. The record is from RefSeq and is a predicted model, not a curated record. Lineage: Eukaryota; Viridiplantae; Streptophyta; Magnoliopsida; Dioscoreales; Dioscoreaceae. Gene Ontology annotation, molecular function: D-type glycerophospholipase activity; calcium ion binding.
AUUGGCAUUCCCCUUGAUCUCUUUUCUACACAGUGGCCCUUCUUUCCCUGUACCCGGCCUUUCGGAUCUCUCUCUCUCUCUCUCUCACUCUCUGCUGGUCUGACUUGUUUGGGUUUGCUUUCAGAUCUCCAACUUUCCGACCUGAUCUCUCUACCCAGGAGUGGAGCCAGAUAGGUGAGCAGCGAUGGCUCAGAUCUUACUGCACGGAACCUUGCAUGCCACCAUCUUCGAGGCCACCUCCCUUUCAGAUCCCGGCCGAUCUUCUGGCGGUCACCCGAGAUUUCUCCGUCAGCUUGUUGAAGGAAUUGAGCAAACCAUUGGCCUUGGCAAAGGCGCUGGUAAGGUUUAUGCCACCAUUGAUCUAGAGAAGGCCAGAGUUGGUCGUACUAGGCUGAUAGGAGAUGAACCUGUCAACCCACGUUGGUAUGAAUCUUUUCACAUCUAUUGUGCCCACUCAGCUGCCAGUGUCAUUUUCACUGUGAAGUUUGACAAUGCAAUUGGGGCAUCGCUGGUUGGAAGAGCUUACUUGCCUGUUGAAGAGAUACUUGAUGGUGAGGAAGUGGACAAGUGGCUUGACAUAUGUGACAAAGAAAAUAAUCCCGUGGGCGAGGCAAAGAUUCAUGUGAAACUCCAAUAUUUUGAUGUUUCUAAAGAUCGUAACUGGGCAAGGGGUAUACGAAGCCCAAAAUUCCCUGGUGUGCCUUACACAUUUUUCUCACAGAGACAAGGUUGCAAAGUAUCAUUUUAUCAAGAUGCACAUGUUCCUGACAACUUCAUCCCCAAAAUACCGCUUGCUGAUGGAAAAUAUUAUGAACCCCACAGAUGCUGGGAAGACAUUUUUGACGCAAUCACUAAUGCCCAACAUUUUAUUUACAUUACUGGAUGGUCAGUGUAUACUGAGAUUACCUUGAUAAGGGACUCGAAGAGGCAAAAGCCAGGGGGAGAUGUGACCCUUGGCGAGCUGCUCAAGAAGAAGGCCAGUGAAGGGGUUCGUGUUCUUAUGCUUGUUUGGGAUGACAGGACCUCUGUGGGGUUACUUAAGAAAGAUGGUCUCAUGGCCACCCAUGAUGAAGAAACUGCAAAAUUUUUUGAGGGUACAGAUGUACAUUGUGUCCUAUGCCCUCGGAAUCCUGAUGAUGGAGGAAGCAUUGUUCAGGAUCUGGAGAUCUCCACCAUGUUCACUCAUCAUCAGAAGAUUGUUGUUGUAGACCAUGAGAUGCCUAAUAAGGGUUCUCAACAGAGGAGAGUUGUGAGCUUUGUUGGGGGCAUUGACCUUUGUGAUGGAAGAUAUGACACACAGUUUCACUCUCUGUUCAGGACGUUGGACACAGCUCAUCAUGAUGAUUUCCAUCAACCUAAUUUUGCAGGUUCUUCAAUAAAAAAGGGUGGGCCAAGGGAGCCCUGGCAUGACAUUCACUCAUGUCUGGAAGGACCUAUUGCAUGGGAUGUUCUGUUCAAUUUUGAACAGAGAUGGAGGAAACAAGGGGGUAAAGAUCUGCUUCUAGAGCUCAGAGAUCUGUCAGACAUCAUUAUCCCUCCCUCUCCUGUUAUGUUCCCAGAAGAUAGAGAAACCUGGAACAUUCAGUUAUUCAGAUCAAUAGAUGGUGGUGCUGCCUUUGGUUUCCCUGACACUCCAGAGGAUGCUGCUCGGGCAGGGCUUGUAAGUGGGAAAGAUAACAUUAUAGACAGGAGCAUUCAAGAUGGCUACAUAAAUGCCAUACGCCGAGCGAAGAAUUUUAUCUAUAUUGAAAACCAGUACUUCCUUGGGAGCUCCUUUGGGUGGAAAGCAGAUGAUAUUAAGCCUGAAGAUAUUGGUGCAUUGCAUUUGAUCCCCAAAGAACUCUCUUUGAAGAUUGUUAGCAAGAUUGAAUGUGGGGAGAGAUUUACUGUUUAUAUUGUUGUCCCGAUGUGGCCUGAGGGAGUUCCUGAAAGUGGAUCAGUUCAGGCAAUUUUGGAUUGGCAGCGAAGGACACUGGAAAUGAUGUAUACUGACAUCAUAGAGGCUCUUCAGGCAAAGGGGAUUAAGGCAGACCCAAGGGAUUAUCUGACUUUCUUCUGCUUAGGCAAUCGGGAGGUGAAGAAGAGUGGAGAGUACACCCCUGAGGAGCAACCAGAGCCAGACACAGAUUAUAGCAGGGCUCAGGAAGCCAGAAGGUUUAUGAUCUAUGUCCAUACCAAGAUGAUGAUCGUCGAUGAUGAAUACAUAAUCAUUGGCUCAGCCAACAUUAACCAGAGGUCAAUGGAUGGAGCCAGAGACUCAGAGAUAGCCAUGGGUGCGUACCAGCCCAACCAUUUAUCAAACAGGGAGCCAGCCAAGGGUCAGAUCCAUGGUUUCCGAAUGGCUUUGUGGUAUGAGCACCUUGGAAUGCUGGAUGAUGUCUUUCUCCAGCCUGAGAGUGUGGAGUGUGUGCACAAGGUUAACAAGAUCGCAGAUAAGUAUUGGGACCUUUACAGUAGUGAGACACUUGAAAAUGAUCUCCCUGGCCAUCUACUAAGGUACCCGAUCGCUGUUACCAGUGAUGGUGUGGUGACUGAAUUGCCUGGAAAUGAAUGCUUCCCUGACACCAAGGCACGUGUCCUAGGAACCAAGACCGACUACCUCCCUCCCAUCCUUACUACAUAAUGGCUAUUUCCCACUUUCCUGUCAGUUAUCUUCUCAGUUCCCAGUUCUUCUUUCUUUUUGCCAAUAAAAGUAGUGUGGUUUGUGAAUAAAAUGAUGUAAUGGAUUGAAGGAAAACAUAGUUGCUGCUCUAUGGCAUGCUGUUUCUUGUCUUGUUUCUGUGCCUAUCUGACAGAUCUAUGUUAGUUGAUUCUGGACGUCAUUCUGUGUGGGCUAUGCUACUAAUACCAGCCAGAUCUUGUGUUGUCUUUUGACUC